AUGACCGAUGACCUUCAAUAUAAUCAAUUUCAUGUACUUUGGUUAGCAAAAAAAUUUCAUAAAAAAAUCAAAGUAGCCACAAUUCAAGAAAAUUUGAGAGAAAAAUCGCUUCAUGAGCUUUACAUCAAAUAUUUAUGGUUGAGAGGGUAUUUAGACCAUCGAUUGGAGGACUAUCACAGAUUCUUGUUUGUGGUCAAUUUUCUACAAAACGAUAAAAUUGGAUUGUUCAUUGCAUGUUGUGUGUCAUUUGUUCCACAAGGCGAUCGUCUUGCUUUGUUAUUCACACGAGAAGAGUCCAGUGACAAUCGAAAUGAGUGCAAAAUUCAUUUCUAA
Molecule: messenger RNA, 333 nt
Organism: Loa loa (African eye worm)
Lineage: Eukaryota; Metazoa; Nematoda; Chromadorea; Rhabditida; Onchocercidae
Exons: 2
Coding region: 1-333 (110 amino acids)
Source: RefSeq, a predicted model, not a curated record